This is a messenger RNA of Penicillium roqueforti, 909 nucleotides long. RefSeq lists its product as uncharacterized. Gene Ontology annotation, molecular function: protein binding. The coding region runs from base 1 to 909 and encodes 302 amino acids. Lineage: Eukaryota; Fungi; Ascomycota; Eurotiomycetes; Eurotiales; Aspergillaceae. The transcript has 4 exons. The record is from RefSeq and is a predicted model, not a curated record.
AUGAACCCCGCUAAACCCGUGAUGACCUUGGACUCGCUGCCCAACGAAGUAUUCAUCCAAAUCCUAUCCGACUUCUCAACACGGGCACUUCUCCCACUCAUAUCAGUCAACCACCGAUUCUAUGCGCUGGUUUCAAGAAUCCUGCACUACCGCCUGCUCCUUAGCAUACCACUCAAGGAAUUCAAACUGCUGCUGGAAUGCUUCCAUCCUAGCUCAAAACUCACCGAGCCCCACGUCUUCUGUCAAUACCUUGGUACGAAUGGACUGAGCGAGGGUCAUGAUGCCACCCACCAGCCAGGCAGAGUGACGGGGCUAUACUCGCGCUUUCGCCCAGAGGUAAGCAGCGAUAAAGAAGAAAAAGAACGAAGCAUAAAUGGUUCGAAGUCCGGUUUUUCCACAGACAAGGCAGAGGAUGCAGUGAUACGUGAGAUCACUUUAGGUGGAUAUGAGAAUUUCUCACAGUUAUGUGUGGUGGUCAAUCUAGUGCAAGUCAAGCCAGGAACGUCGUUGCUGUUGAGUGCAUCGACUAUUGAGGAUGGUAUUAUUCGGUUAUGGAGAGAGUGGUUGCGUGGCCAAAGUAGGAGAACGAAGAAAACUACCGAGACCGACGGGGAAGGUGGCUUUGAAAAAGAGCGAAUGUCUUCUGACGAUAUACUGUGGGUGGAUAUGAGCAAGACCGUUGGGUUGAAAAUGCGCGUGCGGCCAAAGGCGUGGGAUCCAUCUUUUCCAGUGCUCAUACAUGAAGAUGAUCGGGAUGAUCACUCUUGGGAUGGAUAUGAGGUUAUUUUGCAAGAACUUCACAUUCGCUCCACGCGUUUGCUUUUGGCUGUCGAGCAGUCAAAGGAAGAGCUGAAAAUCCACCAAACCAACGCAAUGGUGAUUGGGGCGGCCCCAAUCUCAGUAUCUUGA